AUGAACCUGUUCUGCUUCACGCUGGUAAGAUACAUCAACUUUUGAUCUCCUGUCUGUUCCUAGGUUUGUCUGCAGAGAGUUGUUGUUUAGCCCCUGACGCUUUUACAGGGCUGGUAUAGGCAGUGGAGACUGGAUGCUCUCUCAGGGAUAUCCCGCUGAUGUUAUAGCUGUAGACAUAGAUCUGGGAAGGUCUCUUUUGAGAGUGAGACAAAACUGCUCUGUUUGUAGGACCCAUGAAGUUCUGGAGAUGCUGGUUGGAUUGCUGGGCUUGGAUUUAUGUGAUGCUGUGGGAUGUCAACUACUUAUAACUGCAAAUGUAACAUCUGUUUGUAAUAUUUCAUAAAAACAUUUCAUAAAACAUCCAAAAAUGAUUAUUUGUUGCCCUUUUGGAGCCUUUUAAACACGCAGACCAAAGUGCUUCAUGUUCAGUUAUUACAAUACAAAAACUAAUAAUGAGACUAAAUACAGCGUAUAAUUCUGCAAGUUGAAAACUCAUGAUAAAAUAUAUGUAUAUAUAUAAAAAAAAAAGAUUUCUAGAAAUCAUGGAAACCCUUUCCAAAGUAAACAACGGUAAAAGUUGUUCAAACCUGGUCUGAAGCUAAAACCACCAGAUAAUAUUACCUGCACUGACUUAACUACUACUAAUACCGUUCCUACUACUGCUACUAUUAUUACCACUACUACUACUACUAAAUGCCAUUAAAUACAGAGAGGAUCAACUGCACAGUUUAGGGGGAUGGUGAACCAAAAAAAGCAUCAGUAAUGACUUUGAUUUGAGAGCUGAUCUUAAGGAACAUUGAACUGCUUAGGUAUUUAAAACCAAUACGUUUCAUUAUGAAUCUGAAUGGGCCUCAAGCUACAGUGUAUAAAAAUGGGACUGUGAAAUGAUGUUCAGGGGUCACAUAUUAGGGUUAGGAACCACUUCAAUAGUAUGAAUUUUGAUUUUGUUUUCAGUUCUGUUUAUCCAUACAUGUUCUUAUUGAUGACCAUAGCUAGGCUAACCACUGAAUUGUUGUUUAUCCAUGUUGUUCCAGUUUAAAAAAAGCAUUAACAAAACCUUCAGUUAGAUUCUGUUUUCCUUAAUAUUUGUCAAUUUUGUAUUACCUGACUUUGCGACAGAAACUUAGUGGUGUGGCAGCAGACAUCUACAUAGCAUUUAGUGACGUGUUGGUUAUGAAUUACUCUGCUCUAAAAGGCAGUUGUUGACAGUAUGCAGAGCUGUUUGGGAGCCAAAAGAGUCAGUUAUUGCUGAGCAAAAUGAUCUGAAUCACUAAAAAAGACCCAAACCCAGCAGGAGCAUUUACACUGAAGUUGUUUACCUGAGAGAAUAGGAUCCAAACCCUGUUCUGACAAAGUAAGAUGGAUCACAGACAACUUGAGCAAGAUCAUACUGCCUUUGUAGAUCUGAAGGAUUUUUUAUAGAUAUAAAGUAGAUAUUAGUAAUGUCAAACUGGUUUCAAGUUUCAUCAGGACAGAAAUCAUGUUAGAGAAAAACAUAUAUAUUUGAAGUGUAUAUUUAGUUUUAAAGUUUGAUCAUGUCCCAUCUGUCCACAUGGAAGAUGCUUUAAAGAUUCUGGCUACACUUUUGAGGAGCUGUUGUGCUGUUCAUUAUUAUACAGUCAAUAAUUUCUUAAUAAGCAUGCAAAAAUGUUUCUAAAUCGCCAUAAUUUGCCCAACUUAUUUUUUUGUGGAGCAGCUCUGUUGGAGUUUAACUUCUUCAACUCUUCAAAGCCACUCUCUCGACAUUUGUUGUUGUUGAUAGAGGCUUCAGUUACACACACAUGUAGGCUGUACAUGUGUAAUUACAUUUAUUAUAAUGACGUUUAAUAGUAGCUCUUAACACCAAACUGUUUCCUCCGUCCCUGUGACAGAUUUAGGCCUCCUCUCUAAACUUAGCAGCUCAAAGAGCACAAAAAGUCAGUGGCUUCCUGAACUCAAAACUUUAAGUACAUUAUAAGAUGCUGACCUAAAAAGAUGAUGGCAGAUUUAAGUCAGAGGUCGCAGCACAAAGCUCUUGUAUUAGUGUCAGAAAUAAGCUCAGAAAUCGGUGCCAAAUGCUACAAAGGGUGUGAAUAAUAAAAAAGACAGAAAUACUUUUAAAUUAACUGAGAGGGAGAGGAGAUGUCCAUAACAUGGUACUUAAAUACACACACACACACACACACACAGACAUAUGUGGAGGUGUUGAACAGCUUACAGUAUCUGUGUCACAGUCUUAAGGGUUUGUUGACAGAUAUUAGCAUCAGUCCUACCUCCUUCUGUACAGAAACAGAGUUUAGCUCUUUACACGCUGUUGACACGUCAAGAGAUACAAAGAGCCACAACAUGACCCGACCAACUCUUUCACUCAGGACGAGCAGCUGGUUACAUAGGUUUAUGACACAUUUCUGUGAUUAAACGUUUCUAAAAUUUUCAAAAGAACUUAAUUUUACUGCAACAACAAUCAAACUGUUCAGUAGAAAGAAGUCAAGGAUGAAAGCAAGCUAAAUAUUCCACUUAGCUUUUAUCUGUUUAAAGGUCCCCACUGUCUUUGAAUCAGGAUUUUAGAAAAGCUGAUUGAUUUUUCAUUAAAAAGUGAGCGUGUCUCUAGAAUCUUGAAUCUCGAUUAUCCUUUUGCAUGUUUAUAUAUAUUUGCCUGUUGUAGUUGAAAACACUAUGACGUCUUAAGGACAGAUAUUUCUUUACUUCCUUGACAGAUUAGGAAAAAGAAAGAAAACUCAACAGGCAUUAAGCUGAAAGAAGUGUAGAAAACUAGAAAAAAAAGCAAAAUGAAAUGCAAACAGUCAGGAAUAGGUGCAAGUAAAAAGAACAAUGGUGAUAAAACAGCAAGAUUCUGUGAGGCAGGUAAGCAAAUAACAAUACAAAAGAAUAGAUCACUUGUAAUAUACAAGUUAUAAAAAUGAGAAAAAAGUUUGAUUUAUGAAAAAAAUAUCCAAUUUGUUGUUUUCCUUUUUUAUUUGCAAAAAGUAGAUAAACUGUCUCAUAAAAAUCUGAAAGAUUCAAAGUGACAAGUUGUUGCACUUUUUUAAAUUCAUGUCACUUAGUGUUUUUCUAAAGCAGCAGAAAUAAAACAGGCCAGUCAUGAAAUCAAUCAUACAUUACAAAAACAUAAAAUUCACUCAAAAGGACUCUAAAAGACAUUAAAUGUGUAUUUUUUAAGAAGGUUUUUAGGAUAAAAACUAAAUAAAUAUUCAGGUUCAAUUGCUAAUAGAUAAGAAGAGGCUAACAGAUGGUGCCACUGGUGGUUGACCUGGUUUGUUUGUGUUUGUUGUUUUUCAUGAAUGAAGCCAAGGUCCCACACCCACACCCACACCCAGACACAGCCUGUUAUUCUCUCACUUUAACAUCACUGUGAAAUUGAGAUAAUAACCACAUUACAUUGAACACACUGGACUUUAAAAUGACUGUUACAUUGCACCCUGUCCUCUCUAUAUAUGUAAUGUUUAAUUUUGCACUAACAUCCUCUCAUGCAUCUCCGUACAAGUGUUCAGCUCUCUUACUUCUGUUUCGUAUCUUGUGUUCAUUCUCCUUCCACUUGAAAACCAAGAUAAAUUUCAUGCUCGUAUAAAACUUACUAAUUCUGGGUUCAGGUGUAUUUUAAAAAAAAAAUCACUGACUCAGUUGACCCUGAUCCUCUGGUCUCCUGUGGCAGUUUUGGAGCCCUUUCAACAAACAUUCCCUCCCCUUUAGUUUCCAGUCUGCUGGGAUUUUGCCUGAUAAUCUCAAUACACUAGUUGGCUCGUAAGGUAUUCACAGGUCUGAUGUGUGGGAGGGUGAAAGUGUCAUUUAUUUUAGAGUCUAUAUUUUCCUCAGUUAAAUCUUAAAUCAGUUCUAUCUGGUUAUGUCUCAGUGGUAUUUGAGCCAAGCAUCUGUCAUCAUGAUAACUGAUCUCAUUUUUUUGUUUGUUUUGUUUGAUGUCUCAGGAGGGCUCCACAGACAGCAUCUAUGAACCAGCCUACAGCCAAACUCUGAAGGAAGUCCUGCCCAGGUAUCCGUGCAACCCUGCUCUGCUGGGCCAUAAACCUGAAUGGAGUGGUUCAGAUCCAUCCAUCAAUGAUGUAAGUUCAUGAUCUCAGUGUUUAAUGUUUUUAUUUAGCCAAGACCAGAAAACUCAAGUGAUCAUACACAUGACGGGAAAAAUUGUACAUAUUAGGAACAUGUCAUCUGAUAUUAUUCUUGACUGACAAACCUCAUAGUUCUGUGCAAGCAAGAGAGUCAAAACAAAUACAGAGGACUGCUGUGAAAAAGGGCUGGUGAAGUGUCAAACCAUGUAGGUUUUUGAGGUGACACUUCUGUAUAAGCAAAUUUGAAGAGGUUGUAUUGAAACUGACUUAUUAUGACUGUACUGUACAUGAAAAAUGAAAAUCUGUAAGGCCUGGUCCAAAGAGUCUGAAGACUCCGCACUAAAGCAGUAGCCAUGGUGGGAGUAGCUUCUUAUUUUACAAAGAGUUAAACUCAGCUAUCAGCUUAUAGAGCUGCUUGAUAGCUCUGUUUGCUACGAGCACAGGUGAAUGUGAUACAGGCUACAUCUGAAAAGAAAUGUGAACCACCGAACAAGACAAUCAAAUCUGUGCAACAAUCAGAAGGGAGCACUUUAGCCUGCAGUGGGAAUUUAACCAGUUCCCAGACUGCAGCUGGACUCUGGUUGUAGAUACGUGAUGGGCGGUAAAACAGGCAUGUUUUAAGCUUUUAUCUGAAUGCUCAUGAUGAAAAUGGGAAUAUAAUGCUCUGGUGUAUACAGUGCUCUCUAAGUUAAGACAUUUUCUGCAAUCAUUUUCCAGGUAUGAACACUUUUUCUCAAACUACUGUGUUAUUGAUGUUAUUGGUGUUAUUGAUAGACAGUUUGUCUUUGUCUUUCUCAGGUCCGACCUCCCGGCACAGGUACAUUAAAAAGGAAUAACAGACGGUAUGUGAGUUUUGUAUAUUAACUCUACUAAUAUCAGCUGCAUUAAAUUAUUCUCAUUUCAGUAGGUUACCUUUAUUAUUAUUUUUAAUCUACUCUUUUUGUCAUUUAAAUGCAGGUCUUGUGCACAAACAUCUUUGGACAGUGAAACGUCAGGUUAGUAUUAAAUAAUCGGGUUAUUCUGAGGCUGUUUGGAAAGAGAUCAGGCUCAGAAGCAGUUAUUAUGUCUUGGUUCCAGGUUUGCAAAUAGUAUGAUGGUGGGUGAUCCCAUACAUUGAAUAUGGCUGUCCUUCUGCAGUCUUCUAGAUGAUAAGCUACUGACAGGACUUUUGGUUAGAUUGAUUAAACUCCAGAAAGAAUAUAUUCUCAGUUUGUCAUGAAAAGGCAAGAGCUAACAUCAACAUGUAGCCACAUGCUGUGUCAGGUCAAACUCAUCUCUGUGGCCUAUCAAAAAGUCCUAAUGUCAUGAAGUACAUAAGUUUUUCAUUGAGUCCACUGCUGAUCAGCUUAAUCCAACUUCCUUUUUUUGCUUCCCAUCACUUCCCAUUGCUUGUUGUAGCUUCAAAAUAUUUUGUUUUUAGUUGGAUAAUCCUUUUAUUCACGUGUGCAUCACAAGAGAGUGGAGGAACACCAUCCAUAAAUGGGUGGAUGACCAAUAUAAGUUUUUCAACAGUCUAUAUUAGUAUUGAUUGUAAGCAAAUGACCUGAUAGCUGAUUUUCAAUGUUGAUAUCACACUUUUGUUUUUUUUUUUGUUUUUUUUUUUUAACAUAAUAAUACUGAAAAAACAUUUUUUUAAAUAGAUAAGGAUAGACAAAAAUAAAUUUGUAGGUAAAAUGUCAACAUAACUUUUGCCCUGCUACCUAGGAUUAGAAAAAAAGUGAGGUAAAUAUUGAUAUUAGUAUUAAACUUCAUUAUUCUUUACAUCAAUACAGAAUGUAUGUUAAAUUCUAGCUAGCAGCUGUUUUGGAAUUCAUAUGCUGUCACUGCUGGACAGUAAAAAGGCAUUUUUUUUUAUAAUUUGGAAAAGAUGACAGUGAGAUAGUGUCAAGGAUGAUGCUGAUAUGAUGCUGAUUGUAACACAACGCCAAUUAUCGGGCCAGUUAUUUUUGCUGACCAAUCUAUCGGUCAAUCCGUGAUUAAUACAUAUCUAUCUAUAAUCAGUUAUUGAGCGUGAUCAAUAGCCUGGCAUUGUCAGACCUGUUAUGAACUAGCAUAUAUUCAGACUUAAAGUUCAUUGUUAAUCUGUGUUUUGUGUCUUUGUGUGUCCAGAAAAGUGUAAAGCUCCCUGUCACAGCAGCACAUCGACAAGAAACGGCAGCUUGAAGGAUUUCAGAUCUGACAGAAAACACACCCAUCCUCCAGCUCAGGUAAGACCACAGACCCGCCAUCCUGAGCAGGUUUCACUCUCCAGCAGAGUGAUGAUUGGAGUGAUGGAAUAGAUAGAAUUUGUAUGGUGUAUAUAUUUUUUAGUCUGUGAAUAAGCUCUUAUUAUUGACACGGGGACAAUCACUUGAGCACAGCAAAUGCUGAUUAUUGUCCAGAGCUGUGCAGAUGGCAGACUUUAGCCUUUUGUAAUCCUGGAUCCACAUGAUGGCCAAACAGACACACCUGACAUACCUGACUGAUAGUGCACGUGCUGGUGCAUGUGAGAGACAGUAAUUGUUCAUCUUCAGUUAUAUAACUGAUAGAUGUGAUUCAGAAGGUUAUAUUUAGAUUGUUUAAGGUGAGACUUUAUUGUGUAUUUUGGUGCAGUCUCUUUUCUGUUUUUAUGAUAUAUGAAGAAUUAUCUGGGAGAAAAAGUCCUCAAGUGUGUUUGUAUUGCUCAGAUUUGAGGCCCAAGGGAGUAAAAGUGAGUGUAAACCUGAGUGAGUUAGUGUUAAGUCAGCUAAAUCAGAUCCACAGUGCUCUGUAAUCUGCUUUGUGAUCAGUAAUCUUCUUUUUACGGAUCACUUGUGUCUGCUCUGUGCUCUCUUAAAAACCUUUACUUAGUCGUGUAAACCUUUUACACCAACAGCAGAAAGUGAAAAACAGAUCUCACAACAAGCUCCUGCAUGGAGAUCUUUCAUGAUCAUAAAGGGAAUCAGGUUUGUUUUGAAGUCUUAACCUCAGUCAUGAGAGUGGUUACAUGUCCUCACUUACAUGUAAGGUAAUGUUAGGAGACUUUUUAUGACACUUAACUGAACACGUGUUAGCUUAGCGAUAUGUUUUCACAGUCAAUGGUUAAAAUAACAUCCUUAUUCUUUUGUAAAUAGGUUUAAAAGCUGAACAUGUCACUCUGUGUUGAAUUGACUCUCUUUGCCUUUCUUACAGGAGGAUGAAAAAGCAGCUGACACAACAGAUUCGGUGUAUGGCACAGGAAGAAUCAAGAAGUUACAGAACCUGGUCCAAACAAAGAAAGGACAGCAGGGAGCCGCUGGGAAAGGAAAGAGUGUUUCAGACAAUCAUGGUGAGUAAUGAGGAUGGUGUUAUCCAGCUCGAUCAGGAAGCUUCUGUAAGGAGUUUUUCGAUGUGUAUAAAAUAGACUGAAAUUCAUUUUGAUGCAUUUUUAGGAUGUAUGAAAGCAAACAAGGCCGUCAAUCACAAGGUCAACAUUUUUAUUACUUGAUUUUUAAUGCCUUUAACUGGUGUGAGGAGGGUAGGUUUUCAUAUUUUCAACAUAAAUUUUAGACUAUGCUCUAUAAAAAUUUUAACAGGCAGAAACCUUGAGUAGAACCAGACUCAUGAAAGACAAUCAUCUGCUGCUACUGCAUUGGGUUUAGAGAGGAGAGAGAGGGAGAUGCAAAGAGAGAGAGAGAGACAUGGACAGAGGUGAGAUUGAUGCAUGUGGAAGUAGCAGCUGGAAAGCAGGCAGGUCCAGGCAGCAAAACGUCUGCAGCAGCAAUCCAGAGGAACCUACAGCUUGAUGGAGCUCAGGGACUCUCAGGAAAGACGGUGUAUUCGUGACUCUAAUGGGACAUGAUGAUUUAAAGUUAAUGACAGAAAGAAAGAGGAUUAAGAAGGAGGGAAAGGUUCUCAGUGUGCCACAACCCCUGGUCGUCUCCACCUAGAGCAGCAUAACUAAGAUGACAAGAUAAGCUGCCUUGUCCACAGGGAAGAGCUGUACGUGUGGUGAACACAGGAGACAAGUAAGGAUAAAGAAUGUAGAGGUCCCUGUUUUGUUGAUUUUUUUAUGUAUCUCAUGUUAUAUGGAGCCAGCAUAAUUUUAAUCCACAGGUGGUGAGAAAACAUUUUCUAUAGUCAAUUUUAGAAGUGCUGCUGACUUUGCAAACUGGCUGUUUUUCUUGUUUAUUUUUCACUUUUUUUUUACUGGCAAAAUGAAACAAAUCCAGAACUUAGGCUACAUCCAAACAGGAGUUCUGACAAGAUUUUUUUAAUCUGUCUAUUUUCAUGAAUAUCUUUCAGUUUUUACUGUCCACACAACAAGGAAGACACACUAAAAACCUUUCAUCCAAGCACGCCAGGUUGAUGGGCGGCAUUGGCGUGUAAUCAGUCUAUUAUGUCAAACAUCACAGAGGAACAUAAGGCAGAUGGGUAUCGAAUGUCUUCUUGAGUGAGCAGCAGUUGUAAACAGUGUCUGCGUGGGUUCUCAUUCAUCCAGGUCAUGGUAAUCCCAGCCUUAAUCCAGAGGGGCAACUGGAGUCAGGACUUUAGGAAAAUCCAGUUGCCCCUUUGGAUCAAGCCUUGAACUUGGUACAGUGUUCUUCAAGCUUUGUGCAAAGUGGCAAAUCAAAACUAUUGAUUUAGGUAUAUUUUUAAAUGAAGAAAUCAAGAUAAAACAAAGAAUGAUAAAGGGUUUAUUGCAUGUUUUUUCACUUGUUUUAUUACACUAACUGUUCUGUUGUCACAAAUACAGGAGAGAAAAUAUCUCAGAAAACACCCAGAUCAUCAAUCACCAUUUUACCUGCUCUCCUUUAGGCCACUGAAGAUAAAUCUGUUUAUUUCUACAGCUUUUUCUUUUCAUCCUCAGAUCAUUUGGCUGAUGUAUUCAGCAACAACAAUCCUGUACUCACCUGCAUCGGUCUGGGGAGGAGAGCAGAGAAGCCGCUGUCUAAAACUGCUUCAUCACCGCAGCUUCAGCAGCACAAAGCCAAAAACACCCGAGCAGAUUCAAAAGAGGAGGGGGUUUGGUGGAGCCCAUUUGAGUGUCCUCAGCCCUGGUCUCCUUUCUACCACACCUGUCAACAACCCCAGCAUGAACUGUCGGUCUGCGGCGGCACCUUGUCGCUGCCGUGGGCGACAGAGUGGGAUCGCUUUGAGAGUUUAAUACAGGAGCUGGACAGAAAACAGCCGGACCUGUCUCCUCCAGAGACCAUCCCCUCCAUCACAGAUCUGCAGUUCUCACAAAACACAGUAAGACUCUCUUUUGUUUUCAAAACAGAGGACCAGAUAAACAAUCUCAACAACCAGGGUUGUUGUUGGACCAGAUUUUAACCCAAAGUCUGGCAAAAAAUUUGAGAAAACUGAACAUUUAGUGAAGUCCCCUGACUUGUUUCAGAGCAGAUGGAUAGGAGGACUAACGCCUCUGAUAUUUGUACUUAUAAAAUGUGAGUCAUACAGGUACAUGAGAGAGCUACGGCAGCCUAGUGAGUCCAAUUUGUCUAAAAGCUAUGAGCUCACUGGCUGGGAUGUGUCUGAUAUUUUCAGCAGUAGCUGAGCCCAUGGAGUCUAGACUCACAUAAAUGAAUUGCAUUAAAAAAACAAAUAAAUAAAUACAUUAAAACUACUACUACUACUACUAAUAAUAAUAAUAAUAUAAUGUUAGUUAAAAUAAUAAUAAUAAUAAUAAUAAUAAUAAUAAUAAUUAUUAUUAUUAUUAUUAUUAUUAUUUAUACUGACCAUGUACAAGACCAAACACAGCUUAGACAAGUGCUACCCUGACUUCAUCAUUCUGCCUCUUGUUCUUCCAUGUGCCAUGAUUUUGUUUGAUUAUUUUUACACAUAGAAAGCCAAGGGACAACGACUGAUCAUUUGAUGCGCAUGUUGUUGUUGCCUGGCAACAAUGCUCCAGAUUGGUUUCCACUUAAACACUAAGCCUUUCAUCAAGAUUUAAAGGCAGCACAGAUCUGAAGCAAUUGGCAGAGUGCAAAUGAUGAUGAUGGGCACUCAGGGGUUGAUGGUCACUGUAGUUCCUACUCCCCUCCACUCUGUUCCACUGUGGCUGAAGUAAAACUACACUGUCUUACCUGAAAGACCUGUGGUUUCAUAUCAUCCGAGACAGGGACUGUCCCAGUAUACUGGUAUUGAUUGAUGGAAAAUGAAACAUUGAUACGGUACUAAAAUUAGACAGUAAUAGAGUGAGUUCAAAGGAGACGUCUGUCACACAGGUGGGCACAUGUCAUAAAAUGAAGAAGAAACAAAAGAGAAGCAGCAGCUGUUGGGUAGCUCGCUGUAGCAGCUGUCAGAGAUGAUUAGACAACAAUAUUCAAAAAACAGAAAAACAAUGUUAGAGCAUGUUCUCUCUACUUGUGUAGAGACCUUUGGACUUCAGCUUACUAAUAAAUCUAAAGUUUUACUAUUUAACUGUUCUUGUAACUGUUUUAGAUUCAGAUCCACAUCUUAUGAGCUGCAGGAAGUAGCUUAUACUUCAAAAUAAAAGCAUAGUUUUACUGUGUGGCCUAAACACAAUUUAUAUUUAUUUUUUUAACAUAGGAGCAUUCAGAGGCAGAAGAACAGAAAAUGGAAAUCACAAAGACUGUUUUCUAAAAAUGUUACAAUAACAAUAAAACAGUAGAAUCAAAUAGAAGAAAAAUGGUAAAAAGUAAAAUCUAAAAGAAGUACCAGACAGAAGACCAGUGAGCAAAACUGAUAAAAUCUUAAACUUAAGACAUAACAUUUUCUUUUUUCUUUUUUCUUUUUUUUUUGUUUCUAAACCAGACCAAAGGAGUUUGGUAUUUUGACACUAACAGAGGGUGAUCUCUGUAAGCUUUUGUCGAUAGGAACAUUUAAAGGCAAACACUAGAGGACUUUAGUGACUUUACAUGGUGAUAAAGUGAAAGAAAAUCUCUGAUAUAAACUUUAGUUAUAUAUAUAAAAAAAAAAACAGAAAACCACUUACAGAAAACAAAUACAUCCAUGUUUGUUAGUCAACACUAUCAUUACCUAAUAAUUAUCCAGCUCUUUGUAGUAUGAAACAGUGAGGCCUGACGACACUGACGACACUGCUGAGAGAGCUCAACAGAAGCUCAUAACAGACUGAACAGAGAAUGAAUCAUCUCUUAACUAUCUCACUGUUUACACCAGUUAUGAAGGCAAAUGUAUAAGACAUUGUUUUCAAUGGGUAACCUCUCACGUUUAGGUAAAAUAGUUGAUAGUAUAAGAUCAGUUCACCAUGACCAUGUACAGUUAUCAUGAUACUGUGACAGGAUUUGAAAAAUACAUCAUAUCUAUAUGAUUUUUCCGUGGCUGCAAAGGUUUAACCUACUUCACACCAUCAUAAACAGAGAAUAAACACACAGCUGUUUAUGUGGGGUCACACACAAACAUGCAGGCAGAUAAUAUGCCCAUCUGUCACCAGCAAACACACGUUUUAAUCUCUAUUUCCCAACAGUUGACCAGAUUUGGCAGAUUUGAUGCCUUUGAUCAGCCCCCACCUUCAACCAAGCUGCAGGAUAAUGGGAGCUCUUUGGUAAGAGAACUAAACUCUUCAGUCUGCCAGCUUGAUUAUCGAGGAAUAUAACUCCUCUAACAGCUACACAAGGCCAGCUGUGUUUUUAAGACUGGGGACAUGCAUUAAGCUAUGUUUUUAUAGUAGUGGGGGAGUGUGUUGAUAAAAAUGUGUUUUGUUUUUGAAGCAGGUGCAGAGUGAACCUAAAGUUUGGGUGGAGAGGAAAGAGACAGACACUUCCUCACACAAAGAAAAGAAGCCUGUCAAAGCCUCACCAAAGAAAACACGGACAGCCAUCAGUGUAAGUCACGCACUCUGCAAAACUGAUGUUAAUCAACCACUUUCAGUUCAUGGUACCCAGCUUUUGAUGUGAUGGGACCUAAUGAAACAACACCUGUCAGAAACAGGAAACAGCUGUCAGACCCACACCUGUUCUGCCAGACUGUAAACCAAGGAUCAAACUGUAAUCUGUCAUUUCACAGACCCAGCAGCUCCACAGUCUGAAGGCACAGCAGUGAAUGACAGGUUCAUUUUGUGUAAGAAUGGGUAGAACUUUCAUUGCAGGUUAACAGAAAGUUAGAGUUGGUUUUUAUUGGAGUAUUCAUAAUACUUCCUGAAUUUUUUAGUAUGUAUCCAGCAGUAAGGGCCUAUGUCCACACAUGGCAUUUUCUGACUUCUUCUGUCUACUUCUGUCAGAUAACAAAAGUUGCCCUGUGCCACCUCCAUAAGUAGUAUCUGCAAAGUCUUGCUGAAAAUGCUUGUAUGAUAAUAUAUUUGAUUUUUUACACAGAAUAAUUGGUGGAGACUAUGCAGUAUUGGCAGCAUAUCUUCACUGGAAAUAGUUCCUUUAAAAGAGUGUAAAUGGAGUAAUCUCUCCUCCUUUGUUGAUGGCAGAGUUGAUACCAGAAGUCUCUGCCCCUCUUAACCUUGAUUGGUCAGUGAUGGAGAAAUGUUAUUCAUGAGUGUGGCAGUCCCAAAAGUUGAUCUAUUCUCAUCAGAGAUGUCCGUGAAUGUAACAACAAGAAAAACAGCUGACACCGAGCUUUUACCAUUGAGUGUCGAAAACAGAGAGCGACAUCAGUUUUGUAGGCACUGCUGGAGUGAAAAAAAAAAAAAAAAGCUCUUCAUGAACACAGGCCCUAAUUAUUAGAGCUUGACAGUCUAAAUGAAACCAACAGUCUUCAACAGCACCCAGAGAAAAUGGAUAUAAGCAAUACAGAUGAAUCCACACCACAUUUGAGUGACAUUGUUUCAUAACAUUUUCUUAAGAUGACAAAGCCCCAAGUGCUUUUCCCUAAGAAAAAACAUGUGAUAGAAUAUUCAUGUAUACUAUCUUUAAAAUGUAAAUGAAUUAGUAUCUGAUAAAACAUUUAGUUAAAAGAUAAUCUAAUCAAACAUUAAGUAUAAUGACAUUACUCUCUGAAGAAACCAAAUGCAUCUCACAUGUGUGAUCAUGAUCACUGUAUGAAACAGUUUUUCAGGUUUGGAUAAUGUACUUUGCACCUGAACAUAAUUUAGGGGUUUUAUGUGCAAUAAAAAUGUGUAUUGAAAUUACCCUUGUGUUUCACAUGUACCUUUCACAACAUUUGAUCACCAGGUUUUUUUUUAUUUAAUUCCACUGGUAAUUUUUUUCUUCCCUUUGGCGGUGAGUCCCUGUACCUUUAGUUGUACGUCUGUCACUUCUUAUAUGCUCUUGUUGAAAAAAAAAAACGGCAUUGUCAUGUGGUUUUAGAGGGGUCAGGUAUUCCCAGCUGUCCCCUAAUGGAGCCAUUUGGUUAUAUAAGAUUAUGUAACUGUUGUCUUGAGAUGAUGGCUUACUGACACCUGGACACUGUUCACUAUGUAACAAGCUCAGAGUAUAAACGUGGACUCUUACGUUGUGUUCUGGUCAAAAGUGUUUUAGCUACUUUUGGAAAGACUAUCUCAAACAUGCGUUCUAUUUACAAACCAAUGAUUGUUACAUUUUAUUAAAUCCAUUUUUAGAUUGGCAUUUUGUGCAUUUUUGUUUUUAAUUUAUGGAAUAACCACCAUUUCAGAAAUUUUCAUAUUUUUGCAAUUACCUGGCAACAGCAAAAACCAACUGAGUUCAAAUCAAUUCAUUGGCUGCACAUCAGUGAGGUACCAAGUGCAAUUUAUCCACAGUUGACCAAAAGGAAAAUAUGAUUUGAUGGACAUAAAAAAAGGAUCCUUGGUGUGGAAGCCCCUGAGAGCUGAGAGCUGAGCACAGAUAGUUGGGGAUUAAAGCUCACUACUAACCACCUGCAGGUUUCAGCUAUAAAAAGCAAGGCAACCCCUUCAAGAUUAAGUAUCCAGCUUGCCAGAAACACAGCGUGUCCUCAUGUAAACUUGUAGACAGAGCUGUUGUGUCACAGGAGAAGUCAAGUGUAGCAGGACUCUGACUCAGCUCUCCAGUCUGUUAUCUUUCUUUUCUUUUUUUUGUGGGAGAUAACAUAAGUAGUGAACCAAAAUCAUACCAGCCAGAUGAAAAUGUGACCUGCCUUUUAUUUUUGUUGUUGUUGACUGUGCAGGAUGGAAACACACACAGAGAUGAAUCAGAGAAGAAAAAAGCUGGUGGGAGAUCAUUUUCCAAAGCACAUAGACGCUCUGGUGACUCCCUGGAAAGCCUCUACAGCCUCAACAGUGGACAAAGCUCCUCAAGUAAGCACCUUUGGGCACAGAGCCACUAUGCAAUCCUCUCUGGAGUGUCUCGGACUCAUCUUACAUUCACUAAUUUGUUAAGCCACACUAGCUACUACACAAUCAAAAACAUAAUCCAGUAGUCAGGUAUAACUGUCUUGAUACUUGUGUGAUAAUAAUGUCAUUACGUAACAGUAGAGUUGAUUACAGAGGCUACAUUUUACUCUAUUAAACACUCUUGUUUGUCUGCUCUUCCUCAGGUGGAGUCACCAGUGGGUCCGGCUGGUCCAGUAACAGAGACAGUCUGAGGCUGGAAGAGGAUCUACUGUCCACAAGGCAGUUCUGCUGCCAAGCAAGAGUCCAUACUGACUUUGUGCCGAGUCCGUAUGACACUGACUCCCUCAGACUCAAAGUAAGAAAUUUGAAAAGUGAAAGGAUGUGAAAUGAACUCUUGCAUCACUGCAAAGAAAUCAUGCUAAAAAUUAGGCUUUACGGCUCAACAUCUGGUAGGCUACUUUUUAAUUAUGCUAUCUGUGUUACUGCAGAGGGGGCAAUCUACAAAAACACAAAAUAAUGACAUCUAACUAAUGGCACUAACUAUGGCACCAUCAUGUGAUGCUGCAAGUUUUUCUCCCUGCUACUAUCAAAUACAGCUGCUUUGUCUGCGGACUAACCCUUAAAAUAUGAGACUUGAUGCCCUAUGAUGUUUUUAUUCUGAACACUGUUCCCUAACUUAAUUUUCAUUUAGGAAGACGUUAUUCCUGUUUAAAGAAACUUAACUCUUGAAUCAACCUGUGGACAUUGUUGAGCAUUAAUGGUGCCUUCCCAGAUGUAUAACCAUCCCAUGCCAUGGACACUGAUUCGUCCCCAAACCAUCACAUAUGCUUAGGCCCAGAACAGCGGCCUGUGUUUAUAGAUAGUCUGUAUAUAGUUUUAACCUUUUAACCUGUGUUGUUGAUGAGGGAUGAACUGUAGUCACAGACAUUUGUUUUUGAAGGUGAUUUUGAGCCCCUUCUUCUACUGUUCAAUGUAAGUCUUGUCCCUCGUUGUUGAGAUUUAUCCAGGUUCUUUGAAUCUUUAAUUACCACAUAUGCUCUGGGUGAUGAAAUCCCCAAAUUCUUCACUAUUUAUGCUGCAGCGCCCUGAAAGUGCUAAAUUAUUCCCUAACGCACUCUCUUACAGAGUAGUGGAUCUCCUCCCAUCUUUACCUCUGAAAGACUUAGCCUGUCUGUAGUCCCUUUUUUAUACUCAGUUAUAAUACUGACCUGUUGCAAAGGCACUCCUGUUAUUCCUUUUUUUUUUCUCUAGCAUUGUUCAUCUUUCUUAUUUUUUCCCCCUGCUUUAGCUUUUUGACAUGUUGCAGAAAAAAAAAAUUCUUAAAAGAACAACAGAAAGUUUCUGUCUCAGUAUCUGACAUGCUGUCUGUUAAAAAUUCAGUCCCAUCUCACUCCCUAUUUUGCUUAUUCUGUUUGGGAUCACAGGGGGCUGGAACCUAUCCGAGCUGUCAUUAGAGGCAGGAUACCAGAAUACACACUGGACAGGUGGCCAAACCAUCACAGAGCUGACAUAUACAGACUCACCUAUGGGUUUCUGUAACAGUAUUUAGCAUGGAUCAUAACCUGUCCAGGCAGCACAGAUAAAGAGUUCAAAGGCCUCUUUUCUCUAUGUGUUUUUCUACAUCUUCCAGCCAAAAGGAAUUAAUCAAACUAAAAUACUUUCUCGUCCAGGUGGGAGAUGUGAUUGACAUCAUUGCAAAGCCUCCCAUGGGAAUCUGGACAGGCAUGCUGAACGGCAAAAUGGGCAACUUUAAGUUCAUUUACGUAGACGUGCUAAUGGAGGAGAGUCCUGAUUCAUGUGAGGAGACACAAAUCCAAAGAAUAACGCCGAAAUCAACAGUCCAGGAAGUUUUAAAGCGUCUCAACUUAGAGGUGAUUAUUAUUAUUUCUUUUUUUUUGUAGUGAUUUAAAUGCUAUCAUCUUUGAUGUAUGAUUAUUGCAUAUAUCUUUAUUCUAUGUCUCUACUCUCUCUCAGGAGUACACCUCCUCCAUGCAGCUGCAUGGCUACCAAACAGCGGAGGAUUUGACAAGGCUGAAAGAGAAUCACCUGACGGAGCUGAAUGUGACUGAUCCAGAGCACCGGCAUCGCCUGCUCACCGCCGUCGACUCCCUGCAGCAAAUGAACAGUGAGUAAGAGAAAAACACACCAAAGGUCAUCCUGCUGCACACAGUUAUGUGGACGUGAUAAAAACAGACAAAUACUCACUGAGACAUUUGGAUCCUGAAAGGAAAAGGGACAAGUGGCAUUGUACCUGAAGCAGAUAAGACUAGGAGUGAAUCAGGGUCACGGCUAAAGAGGUUAAGGAUAACAGGAUAACCUCCAAGGGCUCUCUCAGAAUAAAGCGGGACGCACAAGGACAGUGGUGAUAGACAGAUUGGCUGUUGAGCUCUAAUGCUCAUGAAUAAUGACUGUAAAGGAUUACUUAGCCCUCAUCCAUUCUCCUUUGUCACAAUACAUCUAACCAGGCUGUCUCUUCUGCUUUACAGCUGACUGGCAGCCCAAGACCAAGGCCGAUCAGGGAGCCGAGACCUCUAGCGAGAACAUGAAGGCGAGAGCGGGUAACUGUCCCAGAGACUCCGGCUGCCACAUGGUAUCUGACAGCCCAGACACCAGCACAGAGGACUUUUAUCAUCAAUACCCUCUGCAGGCUGAGACGACUGCUUCAUGAGCGUUACCCAUCCUGUACAAUGACUCUUGACUCUGUAGGUUACUUUUCAAAUAAGAGCUGCUUUUUUUAUUCCCUGCAGCUGUGAAAUUUCUUAUCUUGUAUAAAAAAUACCCAUGCUUUACCACUGUAAAUCUUCAACUCCAACACUGAACAUGAGACAGACUGUAA
Messenger RNA from Xyrichtys novacula (pearly razorfish), 17038 nucleotides. The record is from the annotation of a GenBank genome assembly. Lineage: Eukaryota; Metazoa; Chordata; Actinopteri; Labriformes; Labridae.